AUCAUGGCUGCGUACACGGUUCCUGCAGCUGCCAGAUUCUCAAUACAACUUUUACUGAAAGGUACUGUUCUGACUUCAAGGAGAAUUUUCCGAGGGUCAGCAUUUUGCACUGGAAAGGGUUACACAAGCCUGAGGACAUGCAGUUCAUCCGCACCACACAGCUCCUCUGAGCCUCCUGCAGCAGAAACGUGUUCCUUCAGUGGACACUAUGAUCUCCUAGUUCAGUGUGGCUCCCUGCAGGAAGAUAUUCAGCAGAGAAACGUCCUCCAGCAGCUUGCUCAGCUGCAGCACAACCUGAAGAAUUAUAAUAACAGCAUCUACUUGAACACACCCCCACCGAGGCUAAACUCAAAAGAUGACAACAGUCAAGAUCCCAACAUUACAGUACCUGAAAACAAUGAUGGUGGAUCCACUGCUAAGGAGGAACCCACUCCUCUCCCACCCAAAGGCUUUUACCUCUAUGGAGAUGUCGGCACAGGGAAGACCAUGCUCAUGGACAUGUUUUACUCCCGUGUGGAAAACACUCGUAAAAAGAGAGUCCACUUCAAUGGCUUCAUGCUGGACAUCCACAAAAGGAUUCAUCGGAGGAAACAAAGCCUGCCAAAACGAAGGCUAGGGAAAAUGUUCACCUAUGACCCCAUAUCACCGGUUGCCAUGGAGAUCAGCGACGAAACCUGCCUCUUGUGUUUUGACGAGUUUCAGGUGACCGACAUUGCUGAUGCCAUGAUCCUGAAGCAGCUGUUUGAGACGCUGUUCAAGACCGGAGUGGUGGUGGUGGCCACCUCCAACAGACCCCCUGACGAUCUGUACAAAAACGGACUUCAGAGGGACACCUUCCUACCUUUCAUCGACGUGCUGAAGGAUUACUGCCAUCCCAUCUGUCUAGACUCUGGGAUUGACUACAGGAGGCUGGACAAGGCUGCAGCAGGAAAACUCUACUACCUCACAGGGGAGCCUCGUGCGGAGUCCUCCUUGGAUGCGCUUUUUAAGGAGCUGGCCUUAAGUGAAAAGAGUGUUAUGGGUCCUCGGUUGCUCACAGUGCUGGGCAGAGACUUGACGAUGGAAAAGACCUGUGGUUCCAUCGCAGACUGUACUUUUGAUGAGUUGUGUGGCAGACCUCUGGGUGCCAGUGACUACCUGGAAAUGGCUCGGCUAUUUGACACCGUAUUCAUUCGCCAUGUUCCCAUGCUGACGCUGACCCUGAAGGACCAGGCCAGACGCUUCACCACCCUCAUAGACAACUUCUACGACAACAAGGUGAGAGUGGUAAUGCUGGCCGCUACUCCUUUAGAACAGCUGUUUGUCCACACAGGAGGGGAGGAUGAGAGGGACAGACAACUGCUGGAUGACCUGGGUCUCAGCGGGCAGGCAGCAGAGCACCUGACUCUGUUCACGGCCGAGGAGGAGAUCUUUGCCUUCCAGAGGACCGUCUCCAGACUGAUGGAGAUGCAAACGGAGUCAUACUGGAUAAACGGAGAUCGCAGUCGCAGCAAGAAAACAUGAACACCUCACAUCCUGCUGACUGCCACAUAAUCAUAUGUACCUCCAGACAACAAAGUACCUCUCUAACUACCGACACCACACAAGACAAGUUCCUAUUCGGCAGAAAUAGACAGAAAAAUAGUGAAAAGUGAAACAGUAAAUCACAGAACACCAAGCUAGAUACCAGUUUCCGAUUUUGGAUCUGACAUCCACUCGUCUUAUGGAUGUGCAUUGAACCAUUUUUCCUGUGCUGAGAGGUGUGCUCUCUCCCCCUUGUGGACUAUUUAUUUUUAAAGAAUAUUUACACCUCUCCAACAUUUGAGAACCACAAGGCAAACACUUCAGAAAGAGUCCCUCAGAGUAGUUGGCUGCCGCCCUCUAGUGGACAUAGUUGAAAAAAGGUUAAAUACACAAUCUCUGACUUUAAAUUGUAUGAAUGAUAUUGAUAUAUGUAUUAUGUAUCAAUAAAUACCAUGAGCUUUGCAGAUAAAAGUAGAACUGGUCUUAAUUUGGCCUCGUGUUAACAAGAUGCUUCACUACAGUUGCUAUUUCUAACACUGUGCAGCUUGGAAGGGGAAAUUCUUAUUAAAAGGUAAAGAGCAUACUACUGCAUUAUAACACUAAUAUAUUAAAAUUGUAAUCUCAAACAAUUUGCAUUCUUCGGUCCCGAUUUGUUCAGAAAUAGUGUCAUGCAUGUAUGAUUACAACAGUCGGAUUUGAGUUCACACUGACACCAAAAAGUGGGCUGAUUUUAAAAAAAAUUAAAAAACUUUAAAAAAAAACUGUUUACCUCAUUUUAAGGAUAAUGGGUAAUAUCACUUUUGUUGGAAAAACUAUCAACCUCUUUCUAGUUUUUCAUCUAUAUUUUAGGUAUCAUUUUUUUAAAACUGUGUUAUUCUCGAACUUCUUCCUGUGUGCCUUUAGGUGGCAGCAGAGGGCAACCAAUCACAACAAGGUUUGUUAUUGCGUCCAUGUAAAGAUGAGGUCAUUCUAGUGCACCACUCCAGCCUGGACAAGCCCAUCCUGACAAUACAGUCAGAACAGUGAGCAGUCCCUACAGUAUCCAGAACAAGUGUAUUAUAUUAGAUACUGCAUUUGUACCAGGCAGCAAAUGCACAAAAACACUAAAGUGAAUUUAAAAUCUUGAUAGAUAUAAUGGUGGGGGUUAAUGUCUGCAGGUGUGUGCAGGGUUGCAUGCACAUGACGUGUGUCAAUAAAAAGCACUUGAGUCUGUAGCAAGGCCCUCCCACCAUAACUCUCAAUUAAAGAAAAAUCAAUCACGCCCAUGCCAAGGCCCCUAAUCCAAUCAGAGCAUUACGCUGGUAGGGGGAAACAUCAGACACAAACAGAGAUGGCCACGGCGCGCUUUGUGAUUGUCUUAAUUGGAUAAAUCACGCUGGCUUAGAGGGGUCGCAGUCUCCAUCCAUCUGGACCACUGUAUUGAUACCCCAUGUUGCUGGAAGAAAGAUGGAAAACACUUCACCUUCAACCCCUUCUUUGUCUUAUUAGUACAAAUUGGAACAAAAAUGUAUAACAAUACCAAUCAUAUAUUUGUUAAUUUAGGGGGCUUUGGAUACAUCACAGGAUUUCCUAAAACGUGCCUUAAAUUUGAUGUCAUGUUUGAUAAUGUUGUGUUGCUCUUACUUGGUGAAAUGUGUCUUUGGUAAAGAAAUACAAUAAUAAUAAAUUGG
Molecule: messenger RNA, 3173 nt
Organism: Eleginops maclovinus (Patagonian blennie)
Lineage: Eukaryota; Metazoa; Chordata; Actinopteri; Perciformes; Eleginopidae
Gene: afg1lb
Product: AFG1 like ATPase b
Exons: 13
Coding region: 4-1503 (499 amino acids)
Cellular component (GO): mitochondrion; cytoplasm
Molecular function (GO): ATP binding; ATP hydrolysis activity
Source: RefSeq, a predicted model, not a curated record